AAGGAAGUGAGCAUAGCUUCUGCCCCCAAUUCUCCGGCAACAAUGGCGAACCUUCUUUCCGAAACAACCAAACGGGUCUUCACACCGGAAACACUCCGCUCUGCCGCGAAACAAUCGGAGGGAUGCCUCGUCGUUUCCGUUCGCCUCCGCCGCGCAAUCAAAAGGUACCUCAAGGAGCUGGAGGAGCCGCACAUGAAGAAGAAAGUGCUGAGGCUGUCUCAAUCCUUCAACCAAAUCAAAGAUGCUAACUCAAUGCUUUCCGCCAACACUUCCAAGGAGCUGGUCGAGGACCCCUUCAAGUCGAUGGAGAGCUCUCAAAGAUGGAAAAUCAGGAGCGCUUAUGGAGAUAUUGGGCUCACGUACUCGGACAGUGAGACCGUCGCUUAUGUAGCUUCUCGAAUGCCCGCCGUUUUCUCUGCCUGCUACCGCGUUCUCAACGAGGUAGGGAAAAGGUUGCCGGAUUUUUCUCCGGCGAAGGUGUUGGAUUUCGGUGCAGGGACUGGUUCAGCUUUCUGGGCUAUGAGAGAAGUGUGGCCAAAGUCAAUCAAGAAGGUAAAUUUAGUGGAACCAUCUCAAUCAAUGCAGCGUGCAGGGCGAAGCCUUAUACAAGGAUUGAAGGAUUUGCCACUUAUUCAUGGCUACGAUAGCAUUCAGGCGUUAAGUAAAAAUCUCAAGAAGACUGAGAGAGAGCAUGACCUAGUGAUUGCUUCAUAUGUGCUUGGUGAGAUACCAUCGAUGAAAGAUCGAAUUACUACAGUGCGCCAACUUUGGGAUCUUACCCGAGAUGUCUUGGUUUUAAUUGAACCAGGCACACCACAUGGAUCUAACAUCAUAUCUCAGAUGCGAUCUCACAUACUAUGGAUGGAGAAAAGGAAACUCCGCAAAUCUCUAAAGAAAAGAAGUGAGACUUGCACCGACUUGGUGCCCAUAAAAAGUGGUGUUUUCAUAGUGGCCCCUUGUUCCCAUGAAGGACAAUGUCCUUUGGUGAAAUCUGGAAAAUACUGUCAUUUUGUUCAGCGCCUGCAAAGAACAACAUCACAGCGGGCAUACAAGAGUUCAAAGGGUGGUGGACCGUUACGUGGUUUCGAGGAUGAGAAGUUUUCUUUUGUUGUGUUUAGACGAGGACAGAGACCUCGGGAAACUUGGCCCCUUUCUGGUGUAAAAUUAGAAACUCUGAAAGAGCAGAGGGCAAACAGGAGUCCAGCAGAAGUUGUGGAAAUUGAAGAUGAUGAAUAUGUGGAGCAAAAUGAAUAUGAAGAAGAGGAUGACGAUGCGGAAAACGAAGAAGCAGACCGCAGUAACUAUGACUCUGAUUUUAUGGAAACUGACAACAUUGAAGAUGAUGAAGAAGAAGGGCAGGAAGAAGAGGAGAUGGUAAAAACAGAACCCGCAGAAACAAGUGAGGCAGACCUAGGGGGAGGUUGGGGAAGGAUUAUAUUCUCGCCGGUUCGAAGAGGCAAGCAUGUUACUCUGGAUGUUUGCAGAUCAGUGAACGAGGAAAGCACAGAGGGUUCAUAUGAACGCAUAGUCGUGACCAAGAGCAAGAACCCGACAUUGCAUCACCAAGGCCGCAAAUCUCUAUGGGGUGAUCUCUGGCCCUUCUGAGAAAUGGCUCCAAUCAGUUAACUACUAUCUAUCUAAAGCUCUGUAACAAGAAAGAAUGUAUGUAUCAUAAUUUCGAGAUGGCCUGUCUUUUGUUGCAUCCCAGAAUGUCAGUAAGAACUACGUUUUUAUUAACAUUCUAUUGAUUAUAAGAGUGGAUCAUUAGACCUCUAGAAAACUACAAUAGCAGAUAAUCUAAGGAACCAUUUUCAUUUGGU
Linum tenue is the source of this 1820-nucleotide messenger RNA. Lineage: Eukaryota; Viridiplantae; Streptophyta; Magnoliopsida; Malpighiales; Linaceae. The record is from the annotation of a GenBank genome assembly.